AUGGCCAAGCCAUUUGCUGCUCAAGGCUCCGGAAGCUAUGCUGCCAUUUCGAUUCUUGAGAGAGAUUUCAAGCAAGAUAUGACGGAAGAAGAGUGUGUUGCUCUGGUACAGCGUGCCCUUCAAGCUGGUAUGCACGGAGAUAACGCCUCCGGAAAUAGUUUGAACCUCGUCAUCAUGCAACCAGGCAAAACCGAAUUCAGGGUA
Molecule: messenger RNA, 204 nt
Organism: Cooperia oncophora
Lineage: Eukaryota; Metazoa; Nematoda; Chromadorea; Rhabditida; Trichostrongylidae
Source: the annotation of a GenBank genome assembly